Peromyscus leucopus (white-footed mouse) is the source of this 2729-nucleotide messenger RNA. It is a transcript of the gene Ngfr, whose product is annotated as nerve growth factor receptor. Lineage: Eukaryota; Metazoa; Chordata; Mammalia; Rodentia; Cricetidae. The coding region runs from base 116 to 1411 and encodes 431 amino acids. Gene Ontology annotation, biological process: Rho protein signal transduction. Gene Ontology annotation, molecular function: coreceptor activity; death receptor activity; nerve growth factor binding. The record is from RefSeq and is a predicted model, not a curated record. The transcript is spliced from 6 exons. Gene Ontology annotation, cellular component: cell surface; plasma membrane.
GCCGCCGCCAGCUCCGGCGGGCAGCAGGCGCUGGAGCGCAGCGCAGCUCAGCGCAGCCCAUCGGCCGGCAGAGCGGACUGAGCUAGAAGCGGAGCGCUGUGGCCGGAGGCGAGCGAUGAGGGCAGGUGCUGGUUGCAGCGCCAUGGACCGGUCACGCCUGCUGCUGCUGCUGCUGCUGCUGCUUCUAGGGGUGUCUCUUGAAGGUGCCAAGGGGACAUGUCCUACAGGCUUGUACACCCAUAGCGGAGAAUGCUGCAAAGCCUGCAACCUGGGCGAAGGUGUGGCCCAGCCUUGUGGAGCCAACCAGACCGUGUGUGAACCCUGCCUGGAUAGUGUGACGUUCUCUGAUGUGGUGAGCGCCACUGAGCCGUGCAAGCCGUGCACCGAGUGCCUGGGCCUGCAGAGCAUGUCCGCUCCCUGCGUCGAGGCAGAUGAUGCAGUGUGCCGAUGUGCCUAUGGCUACUACCAGGACGAGGAGACUGGCCGCUGCGAGGCGUGCAGCGUGUGCGAGGUGGGCUCAGGACUCGUGUACUCCUGCCAGGACAAACAGAACACAGUGUGUGAAGAGUGCCCAGAGGGCACGUACUCAGACGAAGCCAACCAUGUGGACCCGUGCCUGCCCUGCACGGUGUGCGAGGACACGGAGCGCCAGUUACGCGAGUGCACGCCCUGGGCCGACGCUGAGUGCGAGGAGAUCCCUGACCGGUGGAUCACAAGGUCUACACCCACAGAGGGCUCGGACAGCACGGCCCCCAGCACCCAGGAGCCUGAGGCACCUCCAGAUCAAGACCCCGUAGCCAGCACGGUGGCAGAUAUGGUGACCACUGUGAUGGGCAGCUCCCAGCCUGUAGUGACCCGAGGCACCACGGACAACCUCAUUCCUGUCUACUGUUCCAUCUUGGCUGCGGUGGUUGUCGGCCUCGUGGCCUAUAUUGCUUUCAAGAGGUGGAACAGCUGUAAACAGAACAAACAAGGAGCCAACAGCCGGCCAGUGAACCAGACGCCCCCACCCGAGGGAGAAAAACUCCACAGCGACAGUGGCAUCUCUGUGGACAGCCAGAGCCUGCACGACCAGCAGACCCAUACACAGACGGCCUCAGGCCAGGCCCUCAAGGGUGACGGCAACCUCUACAGCAGCCUGCCCCUGACCAAGCGUGAGGAGGUGGAGAAGCUGCUCAAAGGCUCGGCAGGGGACACCUGGCGACAUCUGGCAGGCGAGCUGGGCUACCAGCCUGAGCAUAUAGACUCCUUCACCCACGAGACCUGCCCAGUCCGAGCCCUGAUGGCCAGCUGGGGUGCCCAGGACAGCGCAACGCUCGAUGCCCUUUUAGCCGCCCUGCGCCGCAUCCAGAGGGCUGACAUUGUGGAGAGUCUGUGCAGCAGUGAGUCCACAGCCACAUCCCCGGUGUGAGCUCGCAGGCCGGGAGCCCCUGUCCUGCCCCACAUUCCAACAUCUGAUGCUCUAGCCAGCCCCCCACAGAGACGUCCCCUUUCCCCUGGGGUGGCCCAGCAGUCAGAGCCGAGCUCCUCUGUGCAGGGCCUCUGAGCCCUGCUCCCCACACCAUAGCCCUGUUGCUGUCCCCGAGGGAGCCCUUGCCUCUGACCACACUUCCUCUCCGGUGAGAGGCAGGACCACCCCAAGCCUGUCCCGCCCCAUGACCGCCUCAGGCCUUUUCUCCCUCUCCCACCCCUUAGCGGUGUCAGAUCUGGGGGUCUGACACCAGAGACGGUAUCGGGGCGCCCCAGAGACUCAGGCAACACUAAAGAGCCAGAGUCACGGACUCCACACUGUGAACUGGAGAACAGGGGGCGCUGUGGUAGGCUAGGCCUUCCUUAGUCCCUCCCUCCUCCGCUCUGGCCAAAGAUAAACAGGAUUACAGGCCCCUCUGAGCUGCAGGCAGGCUUGAAAGCCAGUCCACACUCCCCCCUUACACACAGGCUAGAGAGGCAGGGACUGGCUCAGCACACCCAGCAGCAGAGAGAGCCAAUGGAGGCUGACAUCCUCCUCGCUGAAUGAGGGCAUCAGGUGUGCGUGAUGGCAGGGAUGGAGCGACUUUCAGAGACAUGUCCGGAAGCCAAGUCUGUCCCACCCUCUGCCACUUCCAGGCCCCUACCCAAGCCUUGUGCAGAUGAACUGUUUGCCCAAGGCCUGGUCCAUUGGCCCAUCCUAAUGGAGUCAGGCUAGGGCUUUGGGGAGUGGGGUGAUGCCCUUCCUCUGUCUCUGUCAGGCUUACCCACAUGGCAUUGGCAGGGUGGUACAUCUGUUAGUGUCCUCAUUCUCGGCAUAGGCCUGGAGCCAAUGUUGGCCCCUAGAAUCAGCCCUAGAGGUCAGGGACCAAGGACUCCCCCCCCCCACCAUCCCAAUAACACACACACACACACACACACACACACACACACACACACACACACACGAUAAGAUAUCUUGCUUUUCCAUGCUCUUUUUGGGCUGAGACUAGAUCCUGCUGGGGGGUCGCUGCCAGAAAAGCAUCGGAGGGAACUGAGCUGAACUUCACGGGGGCCGCCUUCCUCGCCCCCGGGUUUGGCAGGCCAAGGACUGCUGUGUCUGAGCUGGCGUCUGUCUUCCAAGGCCCUGCGCGUGGAGGAAUGCUCAUACUCCUCCCCUUCUCCAAGCCUGAGUUUGGCUGUACCCAGAAGGCUACAGUGAAGAUAAGCGGGCUGGUGGGAGAGUGCAGCAAGAAAAAAAAAAAAACAACCAAAAAACCAGA